Poecile atricapillus (Black-capped chickadee) is the source of this 8156-nucleotide messenger RNA. RefSeq names its product C-X-C motif chemokine receptor 5 (gene CXCR5). Gene Ontology annotation, cellular component: membrane. Gene Ontology annotation, biological process: immune response; G protein-coupled receptor signaling pathway; B cell activation. The coding region runs from base 483 to 1766 and encodes 427 amino acids. Gene Ontology annotation, molecular function: C-X-C chemokine receptor activity. The record is from RefSeq and is a predicted model, not a curated record. The transcript has 2 exons. NCBI's taxonomy places the organism in Eukaryota, Metazoa, Chordata, Aves, Passeriformes, Paridae.
AGUCAAGCUGCCCAGUCCCUGCUAGCCCUGCUCUAGGCUUGCAGAACAGGUGCCAAGGCCUUGCUAUCCUGUGCAAGCCACCUCACAUUCCCCCAAGCCCAGAUGGGGAGGGGGGGCGAAGCAGCAGCACGAGAAGGAGCAGAAGACAAGCACAAAUCACUGAGGUUAAAGCAGCCAGGAGGACCCCAAGGCAGAGGGUGAUGAUCAUACAGACCAUACCCAUGCUUCAAAGUCCUGCACAUCUCCUGGAGAUGUGCCUGGAUCCAGGAGGUUUCUGGUAAGGGUGGUCCUUGGCACAGAGCUUUUCAAAGCCUUUCAGACCACCUGAAACAAGGACAGUUGUGGGCAAGAGGCAUGAAGGUUGACAGGGAAGACCUACGGAUGUUCUGGAUCUUCUGUUGUAUAGACCAAAAGAAUAUGGACUCUUCAAACUGUACUUUAAAAAUCAACUUACAACACUCAUAAAAAGAUGAUAAAGCUGGAUGCUAAUCUUUACAUCAAUCAGGUCACUCUAUGCCUGGAGCUCAUUUGCCUUGCAAAUACUCUAUUGUUACGUUCUGUGUCCCUCUCUACUCAAAUUAUUAACUCCACCCCAGAAAAGAACUUUUAUAGAAAUUUCUGGAGGAGAGACGGAUCUUUCCCUUCAAACCAUGGGGCCUGUCAGCUACUCGUCAGAGACCUAUGACUUGAGCCAGGUGGAGCUGAGUGGCUACUAUGAAGCUGAGAACACCACCCCUUCUUUGGAGGGCUACUUUUGCUUUGACCCAGCCUCAUCUGUGGUUGGCAACCAGGGAGAUCCCUUCAGAAAGGUCUUCAUGCCCCUCAUCUAUCUGCUGAUGUUUGUGUUGGGGACUCUGGGCAAUGCCCUGGUCCUGGUCAUUUUAGAGAGGUUUAAGCGGUCUCGGACCACCACAGAAAACUUUCUUUUCCACCUCACCCUGGCCAACCUAGCACUGCUGCUCACCUUCCCAUUCAGUGUCGUGGAGAGCUUGGCUGGGUGGGUAUUCGGGAAGUUCCUCUGCAAGAUACUCAGUGCUGUCCACAAGAUCAAUUUCUACUGCAGUAGCAUGCUGCUGGGGUGCAUUGCGGUGGACCGCUACCUGGCCAUUGUCUUUGCAAUCCACACCUACCGCAAACGCAGAGCUCGCUCCAUCCACCUCACUUGCACAGCUGUCUGGCUCUGCUCAUUGCUUCUGACUUUACCCGAUCUCAUCUUCAUGGAAGUCUGGACAGAUGACAGCAACCACAGCAUUUGCUAUUUUCCAGAGGUUGGAAUUGAUGGAAACAACGCAUGGCUGGCAACCCGCUUCCUCUACCACACCGUGGGCUUCUUUGUGCCUCUGCUGGUCAUGUGUUACUGCUACAUGGCCAUCAUCCGGGCACUGUGUCGGUCCCAGCGCCUGCAGAGGCAAAAAGCUGUCCGUGUGGCCAUCCUGGUCACAGGCAUCUUCCUCCUCUGCUGGAGCCCAUACCACAUCGUCAUCUUCCUGAAUACACUUACCAAGCUAGAAGCAUUCACCAAGAACUGCCUCCUGGAAGACCAGCUGGACACAGCCAUCAUGGUGACAGAGGCCAUUGGCUUCACACACUGCUGCCUCAACCCCAUCCUCUAUGCCUUUAUUGGGGUCAAGUUCCGUAAUGACUUCUUCCGGAUCCUGCAGGAGCUUGGCUGCAUUAGCCAGGACACCCUGCAUGAGAUCCUGAAGGUGCCAAGGAAGGGUAGUGGGAUAGAGUCUGACAACACCACCUCCAUCUCCACUUUCUAGCUGGGAAAGUCUGUCUGUAGGGCAGAACUGGCCUGGGGCUUUCUUUCCCAGUGGCACACUUGCUGUGUACAAGUUUCACAAGCAUCCCCAUAGCUUUCUUCACUCCUCAGGAAACAGGUCCAAUAGCUGCCAAACACCCAAAUCCCAUCAGACACCUUGCUUGGCUCUUCCUGGUUCUCAUACUUGUGGAGAUAGCUGGUAGCUGUUGGUGAAUGCUGCCUGUCUGGUGGUCACUCUUGUGGGGCUAGAUGAACUCGAGUGGGUUGAACCUGACAUUCCCACCUCUCCCUCGAAAAACUGACUGCAGGCAUCUUGUGCACAAAGCCAGGCACAGGACUGGAGUGCCAGGGUUAAGGAAAAAAGUGCAGCCAAGUAAAUGAGUCAUGUCAGUAAGCAGGUCUCCAUUUCACUAGCUCAGAUUGGUACAGACAUGCUCAAAGGAAGCUGUGGGACUCAGUGGCCAUAGCAACUGGAGAGAUGCAGGUAGGGGGCUGCAAAGCUCAAUCCAAUAGCAUGGGCAUACAGUGCCGGACACUCUUUGACUGCAACAUUGUCCUUUUGCUGCGUGACAUCCCCCCAGUCAGUCACAACACAUUCAUCUUCCCAACCCAGCUCAUGCCAGGAGGUCCUCCCACAGACUGAAAGAUUUGACUAUCACAGACUCCUUUCCUGACACCAGUUGCAUCCUUCCCCACUAAUUUGAUCAGUUUUACUGCUGUUAUGAUCUCCUAUGGGUGGCUGCUGAACUGAAUGCCUGACUAUUCAAAAGUCUUCCUUUUAGAAAGAAGAAAGAACUGGAAGAACACUGUCUGAUGAGAUGGCUUCUGUCUUGUGACUGCACACAGGGGAGAGAAACCACACAGCUUUGUGAGGCCGAUGGUAUAACUUUUCUUUUUGGCAGCUAGUUGUAUGGCUAUUUAUCAGUUCUGGGAGCAAGGAGACCCACUGCCCCAGAGUAAGGGAAAGAGCUUGUUUGCACAAUAUCUCUAUUUUCAGCAAGGCUAGAGGAAAUUUUGCUUUGCACUAUGCUUUCUGAUAUUUUUCCUCCAUCUGCACCUACAGGGCUUUCAGAGCUUAAAUGCAUCCAGAUGUACAGAGGACAAACCUGGGUGGUGAUCUUGCCCUGAACUGCAGGUGUGCAGAAACUGCUCAGAUCAGGGCAGCUUGAUGAUAAUUUGGUUCAAAAUAAGAGCAGCAGCUUUCCCUAUCAUUAAUUCUUGCACCGCAAACUGGUAUGAGGGAAAGCUCCAGCAGACUCAAGACAGCCUGCUGCUGCCUAGGAGGUCUUGUCACAGUUUAAUAUGGCAGCAGACCCACAACACUUCUCCAUGACAUUUCUGUACCUAAAGAGUGCUGUGGCCUGAACUGUAGGAGAACCAUACAUACCAAUGUCACAUAAGCACGACCCUCCUUACAAGCACACUUUAAAGUCUGCUCUACCCUUCCCUACACAUUUUAAGCAAUGUUAGUUCUCCUGUGGCAGCAGGAAGUUUGUGCUAGCCUCACUUCUGAAGUUUAUCCCACUAGCAGAGAGCUCAGUCCCAGGUGAACUUCAUGGUACCUAAUGGCCCUGCUAAAAAGACCAGCCAUUAUGGAAGGGGCCACAUUACCUCAGCCUGACUCAGGCAGAGAUCUCUGUAGCUUGACCUUAUAUUGUGACUUGAGGAACAAGCUCACCUAGUAUAAGGCAGUCCACCAUUUCCUGCAGCACCACAUCUUCAAAGAUGAAACUUUCAAGUAAUAGCGACUGUGGUUGUUCAGGCACAUACAUGCAGCAGAAGGCAAGAGAAGGGCAAGUCUCUUAAGCCUGCACUUGUGUUCUCCACAGUUGUACCAGUGAGAAAACCCAUUGCAGAUGCAUUGUAAACACCUCCCUAGCAGGUUAUGGUGACAACUGUGUUUCCUCAUGAAAAUGUUAUUGAAAAAAUAAUAGUCAAAGUGUAAAAUUCUUACAGUGGUCACAAAUAAAAUCUACACUCAAAUGAGAGUGAACAGACUACACAUCUACUGUUACUAUAGCUUUUAGCAUUGGUCUGUACAAACCUUCAGGAAGUUUUGAGGUAAGCUGUAAUAAACAGGUGAAUAAAACACCAUCCUCUCAUGUAUAGUGCUUGUAAGCAUUUGUCUGUAACUGUGUCACUUCAUUCAAGAGAAACACAUCAGAGCACUAAGUGGGCAGAUGGCACCUUUCUGACAAGUGCUGCUCAAAGGAUUCAGAGGAGCACCUUGCUCAUCAGAUUCCCCUUCACCAGUGCUACAGAAGGCUCUGCUGUGUUCAGUCAGUCCAGACCUACAUUAUCUAUCUGCUUUAUGGAGCCCCUUCCACUAACUGCAGCACCUCCUGCCCCAGUUUUACAGCAGCUGCUAACCUGACUGGAAAGCUGCCCUUACACCUACAUUUAGCUCAGACAGCCUGGAAAGGGCUUGGCUCAGAGCUGGCAGACCUUCCCCAAAGAGUUGCCAUUGUUCCUCCCACAGCUGCCUGCAGCCAACCCGCUGAAUGGUGACAAGGAGAAAGCAAGAGGAACUUUUCCUUCACUGCAGACGAAGCUCUGCUUCCCACUCAACAAAAGCCUUGCUGUCUCCUCAAGGUUUGAAUGGCUGUCACACCUUGCCCCAGAGUGGGCUUCCCUGUUAAGAACUCACACUGCCAAAGCCACCCCUGCAGCCCUCGGGACGACCUUCAGCCUCCCCUAUGGAGCUCUACUCAGCCCCUAUCCCACGACUACCAAGUGAGGCAGAUGCACUCUGCCCACCCAAGCCACCGGGAAGGGGGACUGAGCCAAGGGGAGCUCCCAGGUGGCUCCUGCAGAAAGUAGGGAUAUGGUGUGUGGGAAGGCAAUGUCACCACCAUGCACAGCACACCCUCUGUACCUCACAGUCCAGUUCUGGACUGUGCUCCAGAAACAGCGUUCCAAUAGGCAAACCAGAGAAAGCCCUGGUACCUGAUGAAGACAACCCCAAAGAUGGGAACACAAAGACCUUCACAACAGCACACUGCUCUCCAUUUCCUGCAGGGCAACCAAAUCUCCCAGGAGACAGAGCUAGGGUUCCAGCAGAGCAUCCUGCUACACACACACCGCGAUCACAGGGCCGUGGCAGGCAGUGGAGCAUGCACGGGUGAGUGCAAGUAAGAGAACGCAUGAAUGAACAUGUGCCUGGGAGUGCUGCAGAGAAGGGGCUCCCCUAAUGUCCACACAAUCCUUCCAGCACCUCUUGCACUCGCUGUCUCCACUGCAGUCCUGUGGAAAAUCACGUGGAAAAAGGCACAGGGUCAGGUCUUGAAAUUUGUCUUUUUAAUAAAAAGGCACCUAUAAAACAGGUCAAUACAUUACAGGCAGCACAGAUACCCAAAAACAAGCCUAAAAAUUGUUUCAAAUAAAAACCAAUAAGAUGUCUUCACAUAUUGUAUUUAUAUAUUUAUAUUUAUAUAUAUAUUUAUAUAAUGGUACAAAAUGACUGGGGAAGUUUCUCCAUGGGAUGACAGAGAAUAGGUCAGUCAACUUUACUUCAAAGUGAAAGCUAAUUCCUGGUGUGUGAUUAUCUGACAUACUGGAAGAUGCAGUUUCCCAGCAUUCGUUUUUUUGGAGCUGGAAAAACAUGGCAAAAUCAUGGCUAAAAGAUGGGCAAACCUUCUACUGUGAUUAUGUGGAGUCAGUACACAGAACUCAAGGUGAGGAGCUGAGCAAUAAACUACAAGACACAAGACUAGACACAGGUCACGGCAGCGGGCAACCAGUUGAUGGCAAACCUUGCCUGGGUCUAACAAGGACUGGCUGUCAUUGAGCCUCCAAGGGAACUCCUGCCAUAUUGCUGUUCACAGACAUCGUUGGGAGCAGCGCUCGGGGCACAGGGGUGUUAAGCAGCAUUUCUUCUCCCCAUUGUUCAGCCAUCACAGUGGUAGGGGUAGGGCUGGCUCCAGGGCACUGGGAUUUUGCAGAAGAGCACCAGCUGCUGCUCCAGAAUCCUCAGCUCUGACCUAGCAUGAGGAUUUCCCUUUUGUAUCCAGGGCUGCUAAGUCAAAAGGCUUAGCUUCUUAUUUGUCACUGAAGGACAGGUCUUCCUUCUGUUGCCAGGUGGAAAUAGCAUCACACUGCUAUGUCCCUCUGAACAUCAGUCUCCUGAACGCGGCAUGGCACAUGCCACAAGCCUGCAGGCUCCUGCUGAUACAGGGACAAUCCGCUGCUAACAGAGUGAGGACUGCAAGCCCCAGGCAACUUCUGUGUUGGGCUGGGCAAAAGGGACAACAGGGAAAGUACAAAGACAUGGAGAUCUCAACCAGGCUAAAACAACAGCUAUCUACAGGCAAACAAAAAAACUUCCAUAUAGAAAAUGUUAUGGCUUCAAAUUAGCCAAGACUUGCUGGUGGGUGAUGAACAAAGUUUGAGACUGUAAUUGGUAUUUGGAUGUUUAUGAGAAGCUACCAGCAGCCAGCACCCUGAAGUGCAGCUAAGAGAAGCUACAGCCUUUCAGGCAAGUCAAGCUUAGAAAGAGCUACAUCUGUUUGAGCCACAUCCUCCUGCAUCAAACACACACUGAAAGGAUUGAGAAUCCAACCAGCUAACAUGCCAAGUCCAAAGCCUGGGCUGAAGAUUAUUCUUCUGCUCCAACUGCCACAGCAGGAAGGAGAACUUCUCAUGAUUGUUCCUGUUUUACCACCUCAAAAAAUGUUACUUGCUCACAUUGUAGACAACAAACCCCUACAAAGCAGGAGACUACAGCAAGAUCCUUCCUCAGAUCCAAACCCAGUGUUCUUAUCCAGCACUGUUCACUACAAAAUGCCCCAAAGCUUCAAUGCAUUCCUAACUAGACUUUAUGAUUCCAUCACCUCACAGAUUGGAUCAAGACAGCUGACAUUGCAACACCCACCAGCCUUUCCAAACAGCUUGCAACCUAGUAAAAAGUGUUACUGUUCACUCACUACAAAGGGCAGUCACCCUUUCCAAAGCCCUCUCCUCCCUGCAACACCAAGUUGGGAAAGGUGAGCUCUGUUAUAAGAGAGGUAGUGUGUUUAGUCUGGCUCUACAGAGAUAAUCCUCCAGGAAGUGUUCCUCCAGCAAUUGUGUGCUCCAGGUUCACCACUGGAUGCUAGAAUUGCAAGUCCCCAAAGAGGUCCAGAGAUACUGUGAUGUGUGCAGAAACGUGUGUGCAUCAUGCCCCAUUCCCCUCUGUGAAAAAACAUGGGGAGGACCAUCAGGGCUGCAUGCAGGAAGACCUUAUGGAGUACAGGAUGGAGAGGGUGGAGUACAUCCAGAAAAAACAGAGUUGUCCAAAUGGCACACUUCUGCCAGCCUAGGAAUUAGAGACUGGCCCUCAACUUUGGCCGCUUCUGUCUGAAGCACAGGAUGGCCAUGCUGCUGACACUGAAUGCUGAGGUAGAGUAUUGCACUCAGGGACAGGUCCUCUUCCAGAGCUGGACCUCUCCUGUGCCACAGGGCAGGGCUGCUGACAGUAGCUCAGGUUAUGAUGGAGUGAAGACUGCCUGCAAAACUCUACAGAUGAAGGACUGACAAGCACAAGGAAAACCUGGGAAAGCAUUCAUUGGCGGGGGAGUGUGACACAGUGGUGAAGGGUAAUGGAUGGCUAAGAGACUGGUGUAGGAAGGCUGCAGAAGAUCAGGGUUCCCAGAUAGCCUCUCCUGGAAGCACUGGAAUGCACCACAUCACUCACCUAAAAGCCCAUCUGUCCCUACACACCACAGCACCUUGCCUACAGGAGACACAGCAUGAAGGAAAGAGAAGGGAGUAGAGUUGACAGAGCUGGUUAAGACCUUCAGGUCCAGCAUGUUAACAUCUGCAAAGCCCAGAUUCUUGAUGCUUCUCCAGCUGAAGGGCCAGCAUCCUUCCCAUCCCAGAGAGCAGCAACAGCCGCAUCCUGUAAAGCUAUGGCCUCUGCCCUGCCAGACGAGCACCGCUCCAGUAGCAUUUCACUGGGCUACAGCUCGCCCUGCCCCCACACCCCCACAGUGGCCCUUGGUCAGUGGUUAUGCCUGUGUACUCGGCAUAGUAUCCAUGUACCCACAGGACCUGAGAUCUGCAUGACACUGCACCACCCCCUCUCCCACACAUGCAAAACCUUUCAGAUGGGUGAACACAGGUCUGACAGAGUCACUCUAUAAUGGGAUCUCUCAACACCCUGUGCACCCUGGGGAUCCUCCUGCCUCCCCCAAGGAGAGAUUUCAAUCCUUUUACACUGUUGCCUUUAGCAUGUUUUUUUUCUUUCUGUUUUUUAAAACAUGUUUUGAGGCUUCUAUUAAAACACAGAAAUACAGAACAAUUAAAAACCAGCACAAAUUUUGCCUUUCCCAGCGACCUAUUUACAGCUAGUUCCAAAAACCCUCUUGCACAUUUUGGUUGCUUAAAAACGAAGGACAAAAAAAAUAGAGGGGGG